Messenger RNA from Daldinia decipiens, 1534 nucleotides. Its product is annotated as TauD-domain-containing protein. Bases 219 to 1415 code for a protein of 398 amino acids. The record is from RefSeq and is a predicted model, not a curated record. Lineage: Eukaryota; Fungi; Ascomycota; Sordariomycetes; Xylariales; Hypoxylaceae. Gene Ontology annotation, molecular function: 2-oxoglutarate-dependent dioxygenase activity. The transcript is spliced from 4 exons. Gene Ontology annotation, cellular component: cytoplasm.
AGCAGCGUCGCCCCUAGUAUCGCGAAUUCGAGAUGCGCCUUACCAGUCACGACAUCUUUAUACUAUCUUGCAUAUUGCUAUUAUAUAUACGUCAAUUGGAGAUAUUUAUAUAAGGUCCGGUAUUGGAAGUUCUAUAUUUAUUGAAAUACGCUUUCCUCGUGUGAACUUGACAAUUCAUCCUCAUCUACGUCUCAUCGCCCGUGCAUUCUAAAUAAACAAUGGCGCCAUUAGCUACCGAAGUCGUUUCUCCAAUUGCUGAGCAUAUUAAGCAGAAGGUCAUUCCUGACGCCCAGAAGGAAACGCAAGAGAGCCCAAAGGUGGAAAGUUCUCUCGCGGUCGGCGAGACGAGCUUAGAAGACGAGCCACCAAAGCUUGAGACGAACCACAAGGAGCCCUUGAAACUAAGCGGUGCUCUAGACCAGUUUAAGCAGUUUGAUGUCACACCCGUGAUUGGAAAGGAGUUCAUAGAUGUAGACUUGGCCGAAUGGCUGCGAGCCCCUAAUUCGGACGAACUCAUCCGCGACCUUGCUAUCACAGUAUCUCAGCGCGGUGUGGUUUUCUUCCGCAAACAGGACAACAUUACCAACGACCUGCAAAAGGAGCUGGUACAGAGGCUUGGUGAACUAUCCGGCAAGCCGGCUACCUCCAAGCUACACAUCCACCCCAUAAUCAACUCCAGUCGCGAGCUCGGUGGACGCGACGACGAGAUCAGCACUAUCUCGUCGCAACAAGCCAAGAAGAUCUACUCUAAGAAAGAUAUAUGGUCUGAGAAAAAGCAGACGCAGAAGAAUCAAUGGCACUCGGAUAUCACAUUCGAGCCCAUUCCUAGCGAUUAUGCGCUUCUAAGGCUUACUGAGCUACCCAAGACUGGAGGCGACACUCUCUGGGCCUCAGGCUACGAGCUUUACGACCGGAUCUCGAAGCCGUUACGAGGCUUCCUAGACACAUUAACAGCGUACUACGCACAGCCAGCCUUCAACGAGGCAGCAGAUCGCAACAACUUCAAGAUAUACUCCGCACCGCGCGGUGCGCCCGAGAACGUAGGCGAGGUCCUGGAAGCCGUGCACCCGGUAGUGCGCACGAACCCCGUGACCGGGUGGAAGAGCGUAUUCGCCGUCGGCCACCACGUCAAACACAUCCACGGGCUAUCCGAGGACGAGUCGCGCAGCUUCCUAGACUGGUUCGUCCAGCUUAUCGUCGAGAACCACGAUCUCCAGGUCCGCUUCCGCUGGCAACAGCCCAACGACCUGGCCAUCUGGGAUAACCGCAGCGUCUACCACGCCGCUACGCCGGAUUACCUCAACCAGGGGCUUGGUGAGCGCUCGGGUUACCGCGCGGUGAGCUUGGGUGAGAAGCCUUACUUUGACCCUAAGAGUAAGAGCCGCAGGGAGGCUCUGGCUGCUGCGGCGGCGUAGUGUGUUAGCCUUAUACUCAGUUAGCGAGGUUAUUAAUAUAAGUCAGUUAAUAUUGUUUAAAUGUCUUGAUUAUUGAAUAUAUGUAAUUGAGGCUGAAUCAAUUUGAUUAAUUGCAUGAU